CCAGCAACUCAAACUCAACCCACUCAACCAUGGCUGCUGGGCCGAUUGCCGAACGUAAUCAAGAUGCCACCAUCUACGUCGGUGGUUUGGACGACAAAGUGUCCGAAACGCUGCUGUGGGAAAUGUUUGUCCAGGCCGGUCCGGUGGUUAACGUCCACAUGCCGAAGGAUCGUGUAACGCAGAUGCACCAGGGUUACGGUUUUGUCGAGUUUCUAGGUGAAGAGGACGCUGAUUAUGCGAUUAAAAUUAUGAACAUGAUCAAACUGUACGGAAAGCCCAUCCGGGUAAACAAAGCUUCGGCUCACCAGAAGAAUUUGGAUGUUGGAGCUAAUAUUUUCAUUGGAAACUUGGACCCGGAGGUGGACGAGAAGUUGCUUUAUGAUACUUUCUCAGCGUUCGGAGUGAUUCUGCAGACGCCAAAAAUUAUGCGAGAUCCGGAGACGGGUAAUUCGAAGGGAUUUGCGUUUAUCAAUUUUGCUAGCUUUGAAGCUUCGGAUGCAGCGAUGGAUGCCAUGAACGGUCAGUAUCUUUGUAACCGUCCUAUUUCGGUAUCGUAUGCUUUCAAAAAGGAUUCCAAGGGGGAACGGCACGGUUCUGCGGCGGAACGUUUGUUGGCGGCACAGAAUCCACUGUCUCAUGCCGAUCGUCCCCAUCAGCUGUUUGCCGAUGCUCCGGUUCCUCCUCCGAUCAUUCCUAUGAUGCCAACCCAUCCAAUGAUGCCACCACCUUUGAUGGCACCUCCGCCUCCCCCGACGCCUGCAGUCGUACCUCCUCCCCCACAGGCACCAUCGGCUCCACAUUUCACGGCCGGUGCUAUUCCCCCUCCCCCGUUGCCUCCGCCUAUCGGUCAACCUCCGCUGCCACCGUCAGCUCCCAUGGGAAUUCCGGCUCCGCCGCGGAUGAUUCCGCCACCACCCUGGCAGCAGCCGGCUCCGCCACCACCAACACCGCCCACGGGUGGUCCCCCACGACCGCCGCCACCAAGCUGGCGUCCUCCGCAGCCACCACUUCCGCCGCAAAUGCCACCCGGUGCGUUCCCCGGGCAGCCUAGGCUGCCACCUCCUCCUCCGGCCAAUUUUAGUGCCGAUACUUUUAAUUUCUAGAUGAGAAAUUUGCGUGAAAUAAA
Sabethes cyaneus is the source of this 1126-nucleotide messenger RNA. It is a transcript of the gene Spx, whose product is annotated as splicing factor 3B subunit 4. Gene Ontology annotation, cellular component: nucleolus; U12-type spliceosomal complex. Gene Ontology annotation, biological process: positive regulation of mRNA splicing, via spliceosome. The coding region runs from base 30 to 1103 and encodes 357 amino acids. Lineage: Eukaryota; Metazoa; Arthropoda; Insecta; Diptera; Culicidae. Gene Ontology annotation, molecular function: RNA binding. The transcript is spliced from 2 exons. The record is from RefSeq and is a predicted model, not a curated record.